CCUGACGUCACGGCGCCCCCGCACAGCCGCCGACACCUGACAGCCGCCGCCGGGCGCGCGGGUGCGGGCAGCGCGAGUGGGCAGGCGGCGUGCUCCGGCUGCGCGGCGGCGGCGGCUGCGGGACCUCCGCGUCGCCCCUCGGCCCCACUCGGCCCCGCUCGGCCCGGCCGCAGCGCGCCGCCCUCGCCAUGUCGGUGGCCGGGCUCAAGAAGCAGUUCCACAAAGCGACCCAGCUAUUUAAGGGAGAGAGACCUGUGAGAGAGUGGGAGAGAAGCAUCUGCAGUACAGAGAAGAAAGUGAGUGAAAAAGUAGGAGGUGCGGAAGGAACCAAGUUGGAUGAUGACUUCAAAGAAAUGGAAAGGAAAGUGGAUGUUACCAGCAGGGCAGUUAUGGAAAUAAUGGCAAAGACGAUAGAGUAUCUUCAGCCCAAUCCAGCUUCCAGAGCUAAACUCAGCAUGAUCAACACUAUGUCAAAAAUUCGAGGCCAGGAAAAGGGACCAGGUUACCCUCAGGCUGAAGCCUUGCUGGCAGAUGCGAUGCUGAAAUUUGGCCGGGAACUUGGAGAAGAAUGCAACUUUGGACCAGCACUUGCAGAUGUGGGAGAAGCUAUGAAGGAGCUUUCUGAGGUCAAGGACUCUUUAGACAUGGAAGUGAAACAAAACUUCAUUGACCCCCUUCAGAAUCUCCAUGACAAAGAUCUGAGAGAAAUACAGCAUCACCUAAAGAAAAUGGAGGGUCGACGCCUGGAUUUUGAUUACAAAAAGAAAAGACAGGGCAAGCUCCCUGAUGAAGAACUUCGCCAAGCUCUGGAGAAAUUUGACGAAUCAAAAGAAAUUGCUGAAUCAAGCAUGUUCAACCUUCUGGAGAUGGAUAUUGAACAAGUGAGCCAGCUUUCUGCUCUUGUACAAGCCCAGCUGGAGUACCACAAGCAGGCCACACAGAUCCUACAGCGAGUUACUUCUAAGCUGGAAGAUAGAAUAAAAGAGGCAUCAUCUCAGCCCAGGAGAGAAUACCAGCCCAAACCCCGUAUGAGCCUGGAUUUCACAACUGGUGACAAUACUCAGCACAAUGGAGGAAUAUCCCAUGCCACCACACCCAAACCAUCAGGUGUUCACAUGGAUCAGCCAUGCUGCCGAGCUCUGUAUGACUUUGAACCAGAAAACGAAGGGGAGCUGGGAUUUAAAGAGGGUGAUAUCAUCACUCUCACUAACCAGAUUGAUGAAAAUUGGUAUGAGGGGAUGCUUCAUGGCCAGUCAGGUUUUUUCCCUAUCAAUUAUGUUGAUAUUCUAGUUCCAUUACCCAAUUAGGAUGGCUGAUCCACCACCUAUGACCUGGAUAGUUGUGUCAGUACCACUGCUUUCAAAAUGCUGCUUCUUACACCUUACAAGUGCAAACUGCAGUGGUUAGUCAUCGAUUCCCACUAGGCAUCUUUGGUUUGUGUGUUGUCAUACUACAUGGUGGUGAUGCGUGGUAUCUUCUGAGCCUGCAUAGUGUGGGUUAGUUUAUUGGCCAUGCUGGCCUGGUGGUAACCAGAGCCAUUACUGAGAUGAAGCUGGGAAGAUGAUAGUAAGCAAAGCAGGUAACUCACAGUGAAGUAGCAGGAAGUGAAGGUGAUAUUGGGAAGAUAACGCCCAUCACCACUGUAUUACUUUUCAGUCUUAGUUCUCUAUAAAAAGAGGGAAAAUUUCUUGCCAUUCCAUCUUUCCCUUCACAAAUCUAACACUGACUGACCAGAAUUGUAUCUUCCAACCAAAAUGGCUUGCUGUUCUCACAGAGACAUUGUAAAUGUAGACCCUCUGGUUUCUCAGAAAGUGAACCACUGUGCUGUGUGUCCUGCUGCUCUCCGCUCAUUUUUAUAUUCUCAAUUAUUGUUAAAAGGCCUAUUUUCAUCUAGAGGUAAACUUCAAACCACAGAAUGGGGAUUCCAAUAGUAAAAACCUUGGACCACAAACCACCUGAAUUUGCCCUUCAGGAACUUUGAGCAUGCUCACCAAAAUGCCAGUAAGAGGGCAAGAUGGGGAAUAAAACUGGCAUUUGUUAACUGUUUCUUGUCAAGUCUUGGCACAAAAUCAUGCUGCUUAAGCACCAGGUAUCCUUUGUCAACUCACUCACUGAGGAAUACAAUAACCAACUGAACAUGACCCUCACUUCAUUUGUUUCUAUCUACCAUGUGUUCUUUGAACAUCAUUUGUGCACAUUCUGCCCUCAAUGAGGACUAAAUAAAACAUUGUUUUUUGUGUUGAGUAAUUAAAGACAUGUGGCUAUAUAUGCAAAAACAUUUCCCAUAUGUUUAGUUGGUUCUCUUGUGUUCCUCCUUCCCGCACUUUGUGUGUACAUUGCUGUGCCUAGCUUCCUGGCAUUCUUUUGGUAACAGUUGCAGAAGUUGUUAGUUUAGUUAUCCAGAGUUCUAUUUAUCUAAAUUGUACAGACUCUCUCAGAAGUUUAAUGUACUGCUUCGAAUGUGCCACUUCAGUACUGGAUGAUGUGAAAUGAAAACAGUUCCCUAUUGCUUAAUGUAUAAUCUGUAUCAUGGAAAGUAUUGAUAUUUCAAAUAAAUGCUGGGAGAAUAACUAGAA
Molecule: messenger RNA, 2576 nt
Organism: Tyto alba (common barn owl)
Lineage: Eukaryota; Metazoa; Chordata; Aves; Strigiformes; Tytonidae
Gene: SH3GL2
Product: SH3 domain containing GRB2 like 2, endophilin A1
Exons: 10
Coding region: 189-1307 (372 amino acids)
Biological process (GO): synaptic vesicle uncoating
Cellular component (GO): cytoplasm; presynapse; glutamatergic synapse
Molecular function (GO): protein binding
Source: RefSeq, a predicted model, not a curated record